GAAAUGUUUGUAUUGCUUGUUGUAAGCAGCGUCCCAUUUUAGUCUUGUCCCUGAAACUCGAAUGGCCUAAAGAAGGAAUUUUGAUUCUUAACUAAGAGGGCAUUCUUUAUGAAGUAUAUUUAAGCCAAGGUAAUUCUGCGUGAACUAGGCGUUAACAACAGUAGACGUGGCAAACGCUGUAAUAUGUUUUUGUCAGCUUUAGAAUUAGCAUGACUGACAUGACUCGCUAAUGUUUUCCCAACAAGCGCGCUAGCUAAGCUUGUUUCAAGUUAGUUAUUUCGGCUAUCCAGCUAACUACCUACGGUCGUAUAAAGUAAUUUAAUCACUGUUUAGUUUUGUACAGGUAACGUUUUAUGCAAUAUUUUAGUGGUGUUUAUUGGUAUGCUUCUUUAGUUGCAUCAGUUGCUAAUUAGGCGUCCAGUUAUCACAUCGAUCUAGGUAACGUUAACUUGCAGUAUACAGGUGAGGUCAGCCUAUCUACUGUCACGCAUAUUAUUAUCGGAUUGGUUAUGAGCACAUGAUGCUUGUACAUUAGCGUUAAGUCUAACUUCCCCUGUUGUAUUUAGGUCAAGCACGGGGAUAUCUGAUAGGGUAAACGUGCUCCUUGGUAAGGUAAAACCUUUUAGGUGCAUUAAAUAUAUGUUUUUGUAACCGUUAGAAUUACCCUAACCCCCACAAUGUCUUUAGUAGCAUAUGGAAGUAGCGAUUCUGACAGCGAUUCAGACGACAAGCCCGUUAGUCGCCCAACAGUAAGCAAAAUUGGAGGGGGUCUGUUUUCAACCCUGCCACCGCCGAAGAAUGCUCUUCAGCAGAGUGUCACUAGAGGAAGUAACUUUUCUACAACAGACAACGGGUCGGACACUGUAGCGCCAGGUUUUAUCAAGAAACCUCAAAGCAAUGUGGAAGCGAAAGGUUUAUUAUUUGAUUUGCCCAAGCCCAAGAAGAGGACAGAGCCAGUAAAAAUCACCAUUCCAGACAUAAAGAAUGCUGACUCCGACUCUGACGAGGAUAAACCUGUGAAAAAGAAGAAAAUUCCUCAGGGCAGUGGACUAUCCGCUUUGCUUCCACAACCCAAAAACCUGGUCGUGAAAGAGACCAACCGUUCGUUAGUGCCACAUUCCCUCACCAAGCACGCGGCCCCGGCCUCACGGACUCAGACAACCACCCCCAAGAGCCUGUCCAGCUCCACCAAUGCCUCCCCCUCAGCCAUCAAGGCCGCGGCCAAGUCCGCUGCCAUGCAGCUCGCAAGACAGAUGGCCGCUGACGAGGAGGCCAGUGACGAGGAGCUGACCCCCGAGAACUACUUCUCCCUGGGCGAGAGCGCGCAGCCCCCCCUGCUGGUCCCCAAGGACGACACGCUGCCCUCCGGACUCCCCCCGCCCCCCGGUACGGAGAACGCCCCGCUGCAGUUUGCCGCCCGCCUGCCGGGUUACGUGGGCGAAGGUGCUGACUUUGAUGUCCAGCAGCAACAGCAGGCAGGCUACCAGCAGUUCCAGGAUGCAUCUGGCGAGCCAGGCGUGGAACCCGCCAGUGAGGGCUACUAUGCUGGUGGGUACUAUCCUGAAGCAGACACUGAACAGGCUGGAUCAUCCUCGCUGUUUGAUGAUGAGGCAUUCCGGCGGUUGCAGGGCAAAAGGAAUCAGGGCAAAGAGGAGGUGAAGUUCCUGGAAAUUCGAGGGGAUGACCAGCUCAGUGGGACUCAGCAGUGGCUGACGAAGAACCUGUCGGAGGAGAAAGAGCAGCGCACGUCCUUCAGCAAGAAAAAGGGCGGACAACCUACUGGACAGCAGAGGCGCAAACACCAGAUAACAUAUCUGAUCCACCAGGCCAAGGAGCGGGAGUUGGAACUGAAGAACAACUGGGCUGACAACAAGCUCACCCGCAGGCAGACGCAAGCUAAAUAUGGCUUCUGAGGCUGUUGAGGGCGGCAGCCGCAGCAUCCUGUACUUCCCUGUAUAGCUCAAACAGCUCCACUGUCUAUCACUCCACACAGCGGGGCACUGUGCAGGCUAGUGGAGGCAUGCACUGUUUGUAUGUGGUUAGUUUCAGUCCAUUUUGAAUUACUUCCACUCCCUGGGUUUGUCCUUUUGGAACUGUUCUUCAGUGUGUACUGUGUGUCCAUCUCCCCAGCCAAGGAGCUAUUGUGAAUACGCAAUGAGGUCAGUUUUCACUUGGUUCGUGCAUAAUCAUCUCUUCCGAGAAGUCGUUGACUGAAUUAAUGGCAUAUUUCAAAGAUGAAACACCUUUUUUUCCCCAGUCCUUGUAAUUGACAUAUAAACGUCACCUAUGUACAUAAGAAUGAACAUUAAACCAAGGUAUGAUGUCA
Messenger RNA from Alosa sapidissima (American shad), 2326 nucleotides. It is a transcript of the gene prcc, whose product is annotated as proline rich mitotic checkpoint control factor. The coding region runs from base 678 to 1913 and encodes 411 amino acids. Lineage: Eukaryota; Metazoa; Chordata; Actinopteri; Clupeiformes; Clupeidae. The transcript has 7 exons. Gene Ontology annotation, cellular component: nucleus. The record is from RefSeq and is a predicted model, not a curated record.